Molecule: messenger RNA, 1502 nt
Organism: Drosophila melanogaster (fruit fly)
Lineage: Eukaryota; Metazoa; Arthropoda; Insecta; Diptera; Drosophilidae
Gene: flip
Product: flippy
Exons: 4
Coding region: 136-1158 (340 amino acids)
Source: RefSeq, marked reviewed
ACCUUAUAAAUCGACUUCAAGCUGAUAUUGGCUUAACAGUUCUGAGUUCGAUUUUUUGGUAACCAUGGCGUUGCUUCGUUUAUUAUUAUCGCUAAGGUUAGGGGAAUUUUUUUGUUUAAACCUCAACGUUGCCCGAUGUGCAGCACUUUGGAAAAUAAGUCAAACCAAAGCGAAGAUGAGCUUGACGAUAAAUUAACCCAAGAAGAGUAUAAACUCUUGUGGCCCGAUUUCGUGUCGCGAAUUUCCAAUCCUACCGUUAACAGCGUUCAACUUCAUUGGUCUUUAUUAAAAAAUGCCUCGGUAUACUGUAUUGAUAAGUUCCAUAAAAGACUUGGCUGGUUACAGUUGGAUUGGACUUCCAGUUCUCCCAUAACAGUUACAAAUCUGGAAGAAAACUUCGGAUACCGACUACGCAUAAAAGCGCUGACAGUUUCUAAGGAUGGACAUUGUUAUGUGCCUUUGGCUAUCUCACCUGAAAUAGUUGCUUGCACGGCUGCAGCACUCCCAUCUACACACUGCUUAAGCCGAGCCAUAAGAAAAGGGCAGCAAUUCCUUGUUAAAAGAAUGCUGCGUCGUCGCCCGAGCCUAAUGGAAUAUCCGGCUUCCAACGGAUUCCUGCCACUUGCCAAUGCCAUUAUUCAGGGCGAGAUGUGCAUCAUUGACUUGCUGCUCUCGGCCGGUUGCAGCGUCCACAUUGGAGAUCCGGGAAGCGGCCGGACCCCGCUGCACCUGGCUUUUUACUACGGUCACCUGCCGUCCGCUCGCAUUCUGCUGAACAAGAAGGCCCGCCUGGAGGCGACGGACAGUAACGGCAUGACUCCCGCCCACUGCGCCGUUGAUGCCAAUCAACUGGAAAUAGUCAAGUUCGCUCUCGAAGCGGGAGCGAAUGCUGAGGCCAGAGACGUCUGCGGCUGGACCCUUCUUAUGCGCGCAGUGGUUAUGAACGCUAGCAUGGAGCUCAUCAAAGUCCUUGUUACGCACGGCGCAGACUUGGCGGCUUUGGAUGGUGUUGGCAAAACUUGCACUGACUUGGCGAAACUUUAUCACAGACAGGAGGCAAAGGAUUACUUUGACGAGGUGCAAAAGUUUAGGCUGGAGAAAUCAGUCGCGACCGCAGACGCAGUGACUGCAAUAACGAGGUACACCAAAGAAGUUUGAGGAACAGUGGUGGAUUUCAAAGAAGAAAAGGACUCUGGCACGGUUCAUGAUUAAAGCCCACGUGACUAAGUCAUCCAAUAACGACAUUAAUCUUAAGGUGUAUUUAGUAUUUCGCUUGAAACCCCACAAUGGCCUACAGUUUUACCAACAAAGCCUGCAGAUCGCUGUAAAUUAAAUUUUUACUAAAGGUAUCAAAAGACUAAGGUCGCUAUGAAUCGUUGAAAAUAUCCAAAAUGGCCAGAGUUUGGAUCAAUGAAAUUCGUUUAGUGUAAAUUGAAUAAUACCAUUUACUCGUAGAGUACAAGUGUACACUAGAUUCAUUGCAAUAUAAACUCCGAGAUCUC